Molecule: messenger RNA, 3054 nt
Organism: Pseudonaja textilis
Lineage: Eukaryota; Metazoa; Chordata; Lepidosauria; Squamata; Elapidae
Gene: MINDY1
Product: MINDY lysine 48 deubiquitinase 1
Biological process (GO): protein K48-linked deubiquitination
Cellular component (GO): cell periphery; cytosol
Molecular function (GO): K48-linked deubiquitinase activity; cysteine-type carboxypeptidase activity; cysteine-type deubiquitinase activity
Source: RefSeq, a predicted model, not a curated record
CCAGCCUCGGCCUAACGCAGGGGGGGCGGGAGGGGGGGGGUGGCAAGAGGAAAGGAAAGAGAAGAACAGGCUGGACGGUGCAAAAAACAAACAAAACAAAACCCCAACAGGAUUUAUGCCCAGAAGGAUCUAAGCAGGAAAAUCCAGGCUCGGGGCCGGCUGGAUGUUAAAAUCCCUGCAUUUUCCACAAAUACAAGCCACUGUCUCAACUUUGGGCCAUGAAGCUGGAGAAAACUAGAUUUCUCGGACGUCCCUUUGCAGAAGAGAAGGCCAAAGCUGACCAAAACAAAACAAGAAUCCCCUCCACAGCUUGAAGGACAAAAUAAACCACACACACGCGCACACACAUAGAAAGAUCUGGUACAGAUGAAAACUUGAAAGCGAAGGCCGCGAGAGAGGCAAACGCACGCACACACACACACCAGGUUUCAAAUAAUUGAGUGUAAAAUCGGGGAGAAAAACGGCAGUAUUGAAUGUUCAAUGACCCUCCUAGGAACUGGUGAGUGAAGGGGAAAAGAAAAAAAAACCAAAUAUAUUUAAGGAACCUUUUGAGGAGUUUGCAUCCAAUGUUCAUCGGUGCCUAACCAAAGGAGAAAAGACUCAGCCAAUACAACCUCGUGCCAUGCGCAAUUUUUAUGAAACGGGCGCCUGCUUAUAGCAAAGAUCAGAAAGGAAUCUGUCGAAGGCGAACACAGGAUCCAACUGAAGUUUUGGGUGAAGUUUGCGCAUUUUCGGCUGCUGGAAAAGAAAAAUUCAAAAUAUCGCCCCUGAUUAAAAGAAACUUGCUUCUGAAGUCGGUGAAGAGGCUUUUUUUGGGGUGGGGGCGUCCAAAAAAGACAACCCCUUUGGGGAAAACCUCACAUUUACUUGAGAAAAACUGAGAAUUAAGAAGCCAAAGGAUGGAGGCGCAUGUGCUGGCCGCAGAGGAAGCUCGGGGGGAGACGGAGCCCGCUGAAUCUGCCCCCCCUGAGCCCACGGAGGCCGGCCUGGGUGGCCAGGAGGUGGUUGCUUCUGAUCUCCCUGCAGGGGCUGCCCAAGAGACCCCAGCCCACCUCGUCCAGGAUGGUGCCCAAAGCGUCCCGCAGAAAGACGAGGGCCGGGUUUCCUCUGAAGAAGCGGCUGAAGGGGGGCGAAAGGAAGGACCCCCGUCCCCGAGUGAGGAGGCCUCCCCACUGCCAGCCCCUCCGGUGCCCGCCGGCUGCAGCCCAGCUGAGGAUGCCCCCAAGCCACGCCCGUCUCCAGCCAGCCAGCCCAAGGCGCCGGACUUCUACUGCGUGAAGUGGAUCACCUGGAAGGGCGAGAGGACACCGGUCAUCAUGCAGAGCGAAAACGGCCCCUGCCCGCUGCUGGCCAUCAUGAACAUCCUCUUUCUGCAGUGGAAGGUGAAGCUGCCUGCCCAGAAGGAAGUGGUCACCUCGGACGAGCUGAUGGCUUAUCUCGGGGAUUGCCUCCUGUCCAUCAAGCCUCAGGACCAAGCGGAGGCCGUCCAGCUCAACUUCCAGCAGAACGUCAAUGACGCCAUGACGGUCCUUUCCAAGCUGUCCACGGGGCUGGACGUCAACGUGAGGUUCACGGGGGUCUCGGAUUUCGAAUACACCCCCGAGUGCAUCGUUUUCGACCUCCUGAACGUCCCCCUUUAUCACGGCUGGCUGGUGGAUCCCCAGAUUCCCGAGGUGGCCGGAGCUGUCAGCAAACUGAGCUACAACCAGCUGGUGGAAAAAAUUAUCACUUGUAAACACUCUAGUGACCCAAACUUGGUGACGGAAGGCCUAAUUGCAGAACAAUUUUUGGAGUCCACAGCAUCGCAGCUGACCUACCACGGUCUCUGCGAACUGACCUCCACCGUCAAGGAAGGCGAACUGAGCGUUUUCUUCCGAAACAACCACUUCAGUGCCAUGAUCAAGCACAAGAGCCACCUCUACCUGCUGGUGACCGACCAGGGUUUCCUGAACGAAGACCAGGUCACCUGGGAGAGCCUCCACAACGUGGAUGGGGACAGCUGCUUCUGCGACGCCGAAUUCCGCCUGAGCCACACGCUGGGCAAGGAGGCCGCAGGGGGCUCCCCGGUGGACCAGAGGCAGGUGGACCAGGACUAUAUGAUUGCCUUGUGCCUCCAACGCCAGCAAGGGGCCCCCGUCAUGAGCGACCUGGAGCUGGCACAGCAGCUGCAGCAGGAGGAGUACCAGCAGACCCCGCCGGCACCCAGCCCCUUGCCCUCCCCAGCACAGGGGAGAAGCCCCCCACCUCCCCGCCCCGCCGGAGAGCGCAGGCCGCGCCAGAAGGUGGACACGGACUGCACCGUCCUCUGAGGCCAGCCUGGCAGGAGCCCCACGAGGGCCCCCCCCUUUUCCUUCCAGGGCCUGCAGCUGAGAAGGACACGCCCCCCUCCCCUCAAUUUGCUUCAGGGGCACGUCGGAUGAGGGUCUCCUGCAGCACCCCAAAGGCUUCAGAACCUGGGGGGGCCGGGGAAUGGCUCUCUUUCGGAAAAAAAACCGCACACAGGAGGGGGGGGCUGGAUUUACUUCUCCCACCGGGGUGGGGGCGGGGUCUACGAGGGAAAGGGGACAGGGAAGCUAAGAGGGGAGUCAGCUGGGCUCCCCACGAAGGUUGGGCCCAUUUAUGGGGAGGGUCUCCCAUGGGAUUCCUGUUUCUUGUUUUGGGGUGGGACACAAAGGGCCGCUCCGGUUGGAGAAACUGAGUCCCGGCCUGGAAAGGCUGAGCCUUCGGAUGGGGGGGGGGGGGGCGCACUUCUCUGGCACCCCAGAUUGGGGCAUCGCCAAAGCCCCCGAGGGCCCCACGUGUGCCCAGGCGAGGGCCCGCUUGCAAAGUAACCCCCCCCCCCCGGAUCAAUCCAAGCGGUGCAGUUUUUCACCCGAUGGGAAAAUGGAUUCUUUUGCCAAAAGCACCUUUUGAGGGGGGGUGUUUAAACACUGGUUUUUUUCACCUUCUCAAAGCCCCCCCCCCCCCGAAGCGAUGCAGAAACUCCUCGGGUGAUGCAGUCCAAACGAAGUCUCUCUCUCUCUUUCUCUCUCUCCCUUUUUCUUUCUCUCUUUU